Molecule: messenger RNA, 1665 nt
Organism: Anthostomella pinea
Lineage: Eukaryota; Fungi; Ascomycota; Sordariomycetes; Xylariales; Xylariaceae
Source: the annotation of a GenBank genome assembly
AUGCCUUUCAUCCACCACCCUGACCAGAUCCGAGGAGAAAUGGUCUUCUUGAUAGAGUACCAUCAUGAUCAUCCCCGCUUUCCCGCCCGGGUUCAGUGUCAGUGCCCUCUGAUCGAAGCCUGCACCAUCGACCUGGGAAAUGGUACGGUCGACCCGCAGCUCGUUUUCUACAAAGCCCUCAUCACGCGCGUCUCAACACACGCACAACAAGCCCAUAGCAGAGAAUGGAACAUUAUGGACAACUCUGGCACACAGCACACCUAUGUCCCGGCAGUGCGUGCCGCGUGGGUGAUGUGGGCUGGCCUCGAUCCGACUUCUCAUGUUGGAUGUGGCCUGAACCUGGUCGGAGUGUCGCUCGAGUCAUUCAAAGCUCAUAUUUCCAUGAUGAUGCAUCGCAAUGAGCGGGACCGGCUCAAGAUUCAAUACGAGCUCUAUUAUGAGACUGUUCCUUGCUCACCUGUCCCGGCUGUUGAUCACUUACACCAGCGAGCACCCAUGGGAGGAGUGGACGUUAGGUCCAAUGUCUCUGUCGGAUCUCGCGAUGGUCGGCAUUCAGGCGCUGCACCAGGAAUAGGCCAAUCUGGUGGGCAUCAUAGUGACCCCGACACGCCCCCGCUUUCCGUGUUGGGGGGGAUGGAUGCCAACACGACCACUGAAACACAUCACGCCGAGAUCACAGGUACCGAGAGUGCUCGUGGGCUGGAUCGUCAAGUUCAUCACCUAGCACGCGAGCGGUAUCCCAUCAGCCAGAACUCCAUGGGUGGUGAGGAUGUCAAUGGCAAGGUCAGAACUGAAGAGGCCAUCAACAACAAGGCCGGCGGCGAAGUGUCCACCGACAAAACAAGCACUGAGAAAGCGGUCGGCGGAAAGACCAGAACUGAGGAGGCCAUCGACACCAAGGCUAGUGAGAAGAGCUCCAACGACGGAACGAGCAGUAGUGAAUCGGUCAGCGGAAAGGCCAGAACUGAAGAGACCAUCAACGCCGAGGCUAGUGAGAAGAGCUCCACCAAGGCAACGAGUAGUGGUGAAUCGGACUGGCGUGGACGAUACAACAGUGGUGAAUCGGACUGGCGUGGACGAUACAACAGUGGUAGAUCGGUCUGGCGUGGACGACACAGAACUGAGGAGGCCAUCAACACCGAGGCUAAUGGGGAGAGCUCCAUCAAGGGAAUGAGCAGUGGUGAAUCGAUCUGGCGAGGACGAUACUCCACCGAGGGAACGAGCAGUGGUGAAUCGGACUGGCGAGGCCGAUACAGAACUGAGGAGGCCAUCAACACCGAGGCUAAUGGGGAGAGCUCCACCAAGGGAACGAACAGUGGUGAAUCGGCGAACGGAGAGGCAGCCAACACGAAUGUUAUCAAAGGGAAUGGCAUCGCAGCUACCGAGCUUACGAUGAAGCACUUGUCUCUCGACGACAGCAAGAAGUGGACCAUGGAGAUCCGAAAGGGAUUGCGCGAGAUGGAGAAGUUGUGGGUUAAAUAUCCUAACCUAAAGUACCAUCUUUUUACGCGAAAAACUCUUGAGAAGAUGGCAUCUGAUAUUCGUCUCCGGGUCGAUGAUAUCCGCGGUUAUGCAGCGGAAGCCCUUGAACGGGAUCUCCUUGGAGGCCCUGAAGAUGAACCCAGUCAUCAGACGGCUUCAGCUGCGGAUGUGGGAGCUGUUUGA